Molecule: messenger RNA, 1647 nt
Organism: Diaporthe citri
Lineage: Eukaryota; Fungi; Ascomycota; Sordariomycetes; Diaporthales; Diaporthaceae
Exons: 2
Coding region: 1-1647 (548 amino acids)
Biological process (GO): transmembrane transport
Cellular component (GO): membrane
Molecular function (GO): transmembrane transporter activity
Source: RefSeq, a predicted model, not a curated record
AUGAGCAGACCUCCGACCUCGACAUCAGCGUCCAGUGCGCGCCGGAACUCGGCCCUCGGCCAUGGAGGCGGCGCGGCAGACGAUGACCUCGCGCGCAUGGGCUACAAGGCCGAGCUGCCCCGCUCGCUGUCGAUGCUGUCGGUGCUGGGCCUCAGCUUCGCCAUCAUGGCCGUGCCGUACGGCCUGUCCACCACAUUCCUCUACUCGCUCGCCAACGGCCAGUCCGUCACCGUCUUGUGGGGCUGGGUCAUGUUGUCGCUCAUCAGCACCUGCAUCGCCGCCUCGCUGGCAGAGAUCUGCAGUGUCUUCCCGACUGCCGGAGGCGUGUACUAUUGGGCCGCCCUACUAUCAACUCCCGAAUGGGCGCCUAUAGCGUCUUGGAUCACUGGCUGGCUCACCCUCGUCGGGAACUGGACCGUCACGCUGUCCAUCAACUUCGGCGGUGCGCAGCUCAUCCUCAGCUGCAUCACCCUCUGGCGCGAGGACUUUGUCGCCACCCCCUGGCAGACGGUCCUCAUGUUCUGGGCCGUCAUGCUGGUCACAUACCUGGUCAACAUCUUCGGCAGCCGCUACCUCGACCAGAUCAACACAGCGUGCAUAUGGUGGACCGGCGCAUCGGUCAUCAUCAUCCUCGUCGUGCUGCUGGCCAUGGCUCGCGGCGGCCGCCGCAGUGGCGAGUUCGUCUUUGCACACUUCGACGCCUCCGGCUCUGGCUGGGCCCCCGGCUGGUCCUUCUUCGUCGGCCUGCUGCAGCCCGCCUACGUGCUGACCGGCUACGGCAUGGUUGCGGCCAUGUGCGAGGAGGUGCAGAGCCCUGAACGUGAGGUCCCCAAGGCCAUCGUGCUCUCCGUCGUCGCCGCCGGCGUCACGGGCCUGCUGUACCUCAUCCCCGUGCUGUUUGUGCUGCCCGACGUCCAGGAGCUGCUCAGCGUCGCCAACGGCCAGCCCGUCGGCCUCAUCUUCAAGACCGCGACCGGCAGCGCGGGUGGCGGGUUCGGCCUGCUGUUCCUCAUCCUUGGCAUCUGGCUGUUCGCCGGCAUCGGGGCCCUGACCGCUUCGAGCAGGUGCACGUACGCCUUCGCGCGGGACGGCGCCAUCCCCGGUUCCGGCCUGUGGAGCCGCAUUGACAAGCGCUUCGACAUCCCGCUGUGGGGCCUGACGCUCUCCUUCCUCGUCGACUGCCUGCUCGGCCUGAUCUACUUCGGCUCUGCGGCCGCCUUCAACAGCUUUACCGGCGUCGCCACCAUCUGCCUCUGCGCCUCCUAUGCGCUGCCCAUCCUCGUCUCGGUCGUCAGGGGCCGCAGGGCCGUCGCGUACGCGUCCUACUCGCUCGGCAAGCUCGGCUUCGCCAUCAACAUCGUCACGCUGUGCUGGGUCGCGCUGUCCAUCGUCAUCUUCUGCAUGCCCUCCGUGCUCACGGACCUGACCGCCUCCUCGAUGAACUACGCCAGCGUUGUGUUUGCCGGGUUUGCGAGCAUCAGCAUGGUUUGGUAUUUCGUCUGGGGUAGGAAGCACUUUGCUGGCCCGCCUAUUCUGAAGUCUGAGCUGGCUGGCAAUGGCGUGGGUGUUGUUGUACACGGGCGGGAUGUGGAGACGGCGACCAAGGGGGAGCAUAGCAAACUGGACGAGGCCGAGAAGUCAACGUAG